Molecule: messenger RNA, 2790 nt
Organism: Oncorhynchus kisutch (coho salmon)
Lineage: Eukaryota; Metazoa; Chordata; Actinopteri; Salmoniformes; Salmonidae
Product: lactosylceramide 1,3-N-acetyl-beta-D-glucosaminyltransferase A
Exons: 2
Coding region: 966-2129 (387 amino acids)
Biological process (GO): protein O-linked glycosylation
Cellular component (GO): Golgi membrane
Molecular function (GO): N-acetyllactosaminide beta-1,3-N-acetylglucosaminyltransferase activity
Source: RefSeq, a predicted model, not a curated record
UCUUGAUCAGAACGGACAAUACGACUGUAGUGGCAUACAUCAACCCGCCAGAGUGGCACUCGCUCCCUGUGUUUAAACAGACUAUCCGUCUGGAUUAUCCUGUUAAGCAGCGCACACUUACCGUCCCUACGAGAGACUCAUGUCGUACCGAACACAGGCGCAGACUUAUUUUCCAGAGGGAGUCCCAAUCUAGGGGAUGGAGACUUCUCCCCCAAGUGGUGAAACAGAUCUGGGAAAGAUACGGUCAAGCAUUCGUAGAUAUAACGUUUGUGCCUAUUCCAUAAGAUCGGUCUUGUGAAAGCUGCCUUUUUCUACACGAGAAGAACUGGACAAGGAAAUCCUCAUGAAAUUGUACGUAAAUUGAAUAAGUCACCACCUUAAAAAAAAAAGUGACUCUCAUGAACCCAACCGUGUCGGUUGUUUGGCUCUACGACAUCCACAAGCUUUGCGGCAGUUGUCUGAACUUUUGUCGAGGACGUCCUCAUUUUUAAGAGGUCUUCUCACAAGACCAACUGUCCAGACCGAACCGUUGGAGCUACAAAGGAAUAUCUCACCAAUAUCUCACGAACACGAAGGUGUAGGUUGUUUUGCUUCACGACACACGCAUGCUUCAGGGGAGUCUUCUGAAGAGCCAUGGUCGGCAACCUGGGGAUGCUGGACGAGUCGGAGCCACUAUGAGGACGGCUGUGUGGGAAUCAGUAACAACAGGAGUGUGAGUGACUCGCCAGAUAGAGGCAAUGCUUUCCGGGAGGCCCUCCUGUGAAUCUCCCCGAAACACGCAUGACUCCUGCUCCAGGUGGGAAAACUAGGAUGGAACACACACACACUGCUCUGCAAAGAGCCACAGGAACAACUACCUCAGCAGCUGCUCUUUCACACACAAAGACACGCAUACCACUGUUGCCAUCACCACUCUGACCUGACAGAGGAAGAACACCGGAAGGUUCCGGAAUACAUUUUCCAGGAUGUUUGUGAAUUUCCGGCGGAUCCGCAAGUGCCAGUGCGUGCAGUUGAUGACCACAUGCCUGGUGCUGUCGGUGGUGAUGGUAUGCUGGGAGCAGCUGGACAGUGGCAUGGUGAGCCACAUCAACUCCUACUCUUACCGCUACCUGGUCAACAGCUACACUUUCAUCAACAAGAGCUUCACCAUCCCACGACAGGAGGCCCACAUGUUCAGUAACCACCGCUACCUACUCAACCACCCGUACAAGUGUUCAGGAGAGAAGGACAUUUUACUGCUUCUGCUCAUCAAGUCCUCCCCGGAGAACUUCGAGAGACGGCGAGCCAUACGGUCGACGUGGGGCAACGAGACCUACAUUCGCCAAGACCUGGGGGUGACGGUGAAGGUGAUGUUUGUGCUGGGCCUUCCCAAGCAGCAUGAGACUGCCCAGACGUGGAGGGGGAGGAGCGGAGGCAUCCAGGACAGCCUGGUCGAUGAGGACCGCAGGCAUGGCGACAUGGUCCAGCAGGACUUUGUGGACACGUUCCACAACCUCACCCUCAAGCUUCUGCUACAGUUCCGCUGGGCUCAUUUCUACUGCCCGCAUGCCCGAUUCCUCAUGACGGCUGACAAUGAUAUCUUCGUGCACAUGCCCAACCUGGUGCGCUACCUGCAGGACAUGGACAGGAAGGGCGUGACGGACUUCUGGAUCGGUCACGUGCACAGAGGCGCGCCACCGAUCCGCCAGAAGGAAAGCAAGUACUACGUCCCGCAAGAGAUGUACCCUUGGGCGUCAUACCCGGACUACACGGCAGGGGCCGGUUACGUCGUCUCAAGAGACGUGGCGGACAAAAUCUACCAGGCCUCAUUGACGCUCAAUGCCUCGCUGUACAUUGACGAUGUCUUCAUGGGCAUCUGUGCCAAUGCCAUGGGCGUGUCGCCACAGGAACACGUGUACUUCUCAGGCGAAGGCAAGGCGCCCUACCACUUGUGCAUCUACGACAAGAUGAUGACAUCGCACGGCCAUGUGGCCGACAUUUAUGAGCUCUGGGAAGCCGCCACAAACCCGGAGGUCAAAAGGGUCACAUCGGGACUUUUUGGGAGGUUGUACUGCACGGCAGUGAAACUCACCCUUCUGUGCAGACCCUACUUCUUCAACACCUACCCCUGCAAGGCAGCCUUGUUGUAGUACUGUAAACUUACUGUGUUUGGUCCAAAACGGAGUGCGGGAUCAUGUUGCUUUCAUCACUCCCAUUAUUUGAAAAGACUGAGGAGGGAAGGGGGGUGGAGAAACGUGUUUUGUGUUAAUGGAGGGAGAAACGCAUGAGUCAUAUCUAUUGCUGUAAAUGUGGGUUUUACAUUAACCAUCUAUCUAUAUGGUUUUACAGUAACUGUCUAUCUAUAUGGUUUUACAGCAACUGUCUAUCUAUAUGGCCGGCAGUGGUCCAGUUCUUGCUAGCUUUAAGAUGUAUUGAAUAGACCCACCUCUCUGGGAGGGCAGAGACUGAAUGUGAUGAACAACAGAUGCUUCCCAAGGAGAUACUGUCCAGACAUAAUGUUGAAACAUAGGAUUCACAGUGAAUUUCUUCUCCCACUCCCCCAUCUCCUUCCAUUAAACUGAUUGAGAGAAUGUUUCCCUGGCCUUGAACUCUGUUGAUUAUGCGGUUUAAAACUAACUGUGCAUGAACACAAUUGGCUCAUUGUCUGUCGUUUCCCGGUAAGGUUAGCUAAGGUUAACGAGAAGAGACUGUUUAUAACUUUAUUAUAACUUAACAGUCCAUAUGGUUGGCCGGCAGUAUGAAACUGCAAGCAGUCAUUUGAAACGGAGGUUAAUAAAGUCUUACAAACUC